AUGAACAAACCAAAUCAAAUCAAAUCAAUUGCGCACAUACUUUACGAGACCGUUGCCUUUCAACUUUCGAUUCAUCACAGCUACUUGGACAAUCGAGCAUCAUCUAAAGAAGGCGAUGGGAUAUUCAUUGGGGCCUCUCAGAAUAUCUAUCACGACCGAAGAUGCCGGGCGAAUUCUACAAGUCGCAAACGUGCCAAUUCGAAUAUAAGCGGGCGAAAACACGUCGUCUUCGACAUUAUCGGCACUUGCGUCUCAUUUGAUGUAUUCUACGAAACUACCGAUCGGUUGGAUGACAGCUGCGGAGCUGCGGAGCUCGAAUUCACAUUCUUGUCGGUCUCGGAACGGCACAAGCUAUACAAAGAGGUCCCCAAGGCUCUUUUCUUUCGCAUCCUCCACAUGGCAGGCAUUGCCGCACCCCGGAAAUUCGCCACGGAUGCGGAAAGAGAUCACGGCGUUCAGGCUUAUUCCGAGUUGAAACUAAGACAUGGAACGAAAAGCUGCUUUGAUAUACCGUGGAACGGAGGGUUCAUUGUCUGGUGUCUCACGACGGGGGAUAUAAAACGUGUCGGAGGAUAUUUUGAGCGCUCGGGCUUGGCAAAGCCCGCUCUGGCAGCUUAUAAGACUGCGUUUGACCGCUUCGCCCCGGAUGAUGACAAGUGGUUUGCAGCCGCCCACAUGUGGGAUGUUUCCGCCGCAGCCAAGGCUGGAUUUCGAGGUGCCUACUGUACAGUGUAUGAGAAGGAGUCCUGUUCAGAGAUAUUUGACGAGGUGAUGAACGUGACGGCCGACACGUUACCUGAGAUGGCGAAGAAUAUUGUGGCCGCCUCACAGUAG
Molecule: messenger RNA, 834 nt
Organism: Penicillium cinerascens
Lineage: Eukaryota; Fungi; Ascomycota; Eurotiomycetes; Eurotiales; Aspergillaceae
Product: putative 2-haloalkanoic acid dehalogenase
Exons: 3
Coding region: 1-834 (277 amino acids)
Source: RefSeq, a predicted model, not a curated record